AUGAUUCGGGAUGCGGAGUUCUGGAAGGAGGCGCGGCGCCGACACAACGGGGGGGAUGCAAUAUUCACCACCAUGUUCCCGCUGCUGCACGCGCGGCAAGUGGCCCUGGACUCCGGCAUAGAGGUAGAUGAAGAUGAAAUUCGCUGUGGCAUUUCUAGCGCCUUUCCUUUUCCCAGGGAGCCAAUAAAGAAUGCGCCAUUUGGAGAGAAUGAAGGCGCAGCUCUUCCAGAGUACGACGCCCGCGGCAAGACGGUUUCCACAAGUGUAAUACGAGUUAUGCAACAGAUUUUGAUGUUUGCAGUUCCACUUUAUUCACUGCAGUAUAACAUACCCGCCAUGUCGAUGGCGUUACGAACGAGCUGCGUUGUGGAUAGGGCGUCGAAGCACCUCGUUACAUUUGGAGUUGCUGAGGUGAAGGUACCAAAGCAUCUCCAGUGUCGAGGUUGCGUUGCCACAGACGACUUUUUCGCCAUCUUGACAGAUGACGAGGAAGUUUGGGUGUCGGGCGGCUUGAGCGUGUGCACGGCUGAGAACGGAGUGUGGAAGUCAGGGCUGCUUGGAAAGAGGGACUGCAUGUCCAAGGUUGCGGGGAAAGCCCUGUUGGUGGUAGGACAUGGAUCGCGUCUUGCCUGCGUAACGCGGGCAUUCAUCGUGCAGCCGCUCUCCAUGCUGUCAAACAACGUGCAUUCGAUCAUCCCAUCUCGUCACGUGCGAUUUUUAGAUUUGGGUUACGGAGACGAGUAUUACAUGGUUGGAACAGACUCUGUGCUAUACAAAACACUUGCGUCUAAGCGCACCAUUGGAACUCCACGUCGCGUUAUGACAUUAAGUCGAACAGCAGUUUCGCGUGUUGCGUGUGGAAAUGGGUUUUGUCUAAUCAUUGAUCAAAACGGCCACUUGUACACGAUGGGGCGGAAUAAACGCGGCCAAUUAGGUAAUGGGCAUAAAAACUCGCGACGUAAACCGCACCUUCAUAAAACCCUUUUGCAUCACUUUUUUGUGAUGGUUGCGGCAGGGGAGACGCAUUCGCUGGCUCUCACAAGUAGCGGAGUUGUAUACGCCGCAGGUAACAACGAAAGUGGCCAACUUGGGUUAGGGCAGACAAUACCUGAGAUGUUGCGUUUUACGCCAGUCCAGUUGCCAAGCAAAUGCGUAGGCAUAGCAGCAGGACCAGCAGGUAGUAUGUUUGCAUGUGAAGAUGGUCGUGUGUAUGCCGCUGGGCUGAAUUUUAACCAGCAGCUUGGAGUGGAUUCGUCGGCUCGCAUUAUUUACACCCCCACUUCCAUUCCAGGGAUAUCAAGGGGUGUGGAGGCGUACACCAUGGACUUUGGUGCGUACCACAAGCCUCUCAUCUUGGCAAGCGACUCAACACCCUCGCCAGUGUUGACGGAUAAUUCACCGAUCGUCUCAAAUCCGGGGGAAGAACCACCCCUGCAGCGGUUUUCGUCUCAAAUCCUGCGGGCGACCCUUGCGAGCGAUAUACAGCGGCCGGAGGCACUUGUACGCGCCGAGUUGCCGACGAAGAGGAAGGGUAAAGCGGCGUGUGUGAAAUGUUGUGUAAUCAUUUGA
Messenger RNA from Trypanosoma conorhini, 1569 nucleotides. RefSeq lists its product as uncharacterized. Lineage: Eukaryota; Euglenozoa; Kinetoplastea; Trypanosomatida; Trypanosomatidae. The record is from RefSeq and is a predicted model, not a curated record. The transcript has a single exon. The coding region runs from base 1 to 1569 and encodes 522 amino acids.